UAUAGCUCCAAGACUGACAAUGUCAAAACUCCUGAAACCAUUCCAAAGAAAGGACCUAAAAAAUUGAUAAUAGAUGAGAAAGGAGCGAAGUUGCCCAAUGGAGGAAUUUUUCACGUUCGUCCCAUAAAGGUGCACCUCGAAAAAGAUAAAACCUAUAAAUGGUGUUUGUGUGGAAGGUCGAAGUCACAACCAUUUUGCGAUGGCAGACAUAUACUUGGUUAUCUGAAACAUGGUUUAAGGCCCAUAACCGUUAAAGUGGAGAAAACGGGUGAAUAUUUGAUGUGUACCUGUAAACAAACUAAGAACCGACCAUUCUGCGAUGGAAUUCACACCCAGCCGCACAUUCAGGCAGCAGUUAAAUGAAUUCAUUUGCUAUGUAAAAUAUAAUUUAUAAUAUUUCAGGGAUUGAGGGUAUUUACCUAAUAUAUGUAUAUUAAAAAUUGUUCAUUUUGCAUCUAUGAA
Molecule: messenger RNA, 462 nt
Organism: Drosophila willistoni
Lineage: Eukaryota; Metazoa; Arthropoda; Insecta; Diptera; Drosophilidae
Product: CDGSH iron-sulfur domain-containing protein 3, mitochondrial
Exons: 3
Cellular component (GO): intracellular membrane-bounded organelle
Molecular function (GO): 2 iron, 2 sulfur cluster binding
Source: RefSeq, a predicted model, not a curated record